UAAAUAGGGGACGCCGGGGCAACGCCGGCCCAUCCCAGCCGGGCAGCGGGCUCCGCGGCGUUAUGGCCCUCGCCCGGGCGGCGGGGCGAGCAGGUGCCUCCGCGGGGCUGGCGUUGCUGUUGUUGCUGGUCUGCGCCCCGGGAGACGCCGGUUGCCGCCUCCUGACCGUGGCCGAUCUCUUCGACCGGGUGAUCCGGCACUCGGGCAGGAUCCACAGCCUCUCCACAGCGCUCUACGCCGAGCUGGAAAAACGCUUUCCUCCCCGUGACAACGAGCUGGGGAAGCCCGCUCGGAAGUGCCACACGUCGGGGAUGCUGACCCCCAACGGCAAAGAAUAUGCCCAAAAAAUCCCGAGAGAAGAACUCACUCACUUGAUACUGAAACUUUUGCAAGCCUGGAAAGAACCACUUUCCCACUUCAACCAGCAUAUUGAGCACCAUCAAGAGCUACCUGAUGACAGCCUUAGCAAAGCCAAGCAAAUCAGUAAUAUGGUACAUGAACUGAAGGCUGGAGUUGAGAAAGUAACAGAAAAGAUGCAGUCUAUGGGGAUCAUCAGCAAUUCAUUAAAUGGAAUGGCAUCAUCUGAAGCCACUGGUUUAUCAAUUAGUAAUGAAGCAAACAUGAUGAGUGACUCUGACUUUAUUCACUGUUUCAGGAGAGAUUCCAAUAAAGUACAAAGCUACUUAAAAAUUCUUAAAUGUAGGAUUAUGCCAGAAAAUAGUUGUUGAGUUGUAAUCUCUUGACAGGUAGUCUUUAGCAUGUUGUUUAUAAAGAUGAAAAAUUAGAAUAUAUAAAUUAUAACAUUUACAGUAAUUGUAAUAGGAAAGCCGUUUUGAAAUUCUUUGGCAGCUACUUGACACAGUUGACCUAUGCAGAUGAAAUAUUAAAUAAAGCAUCAUGUGUGUAUGUGUGUUAAUGCACCAGAUAAAAAGGAGUACUCUAGCAGUAGAUAAAUAAAUGUCCUUGCACAUUACACUGUGACAGACUAUAUUAUAGCUGAUUCACACAGUUUAGAUAUAUACAUAGUUGAAAGUGGAAUCCAGUUUGUUAAA
This is a messenger RNA of Harpia harpyja (harpy eagle), 1052 nucleotides long. RefSeq names its product prolactin-like. Lineage: Eukaryota; Metazoa; Chordata; Aves; Accipitriformes; Accipitridae. Gene Ontology annotation, biological process: response to nutrient levels; positive regulation of receptor signaling pathway via JAK-STAT. Bases 63 to 728 code for a protein of 221 amino acids. The transcript is spliced from 5 exons. Gene Ontology annotation, molecular function: hormone activity. Gene Ontology annotation, cellular component: extracellular region. The record is from RefSeq and is a predicted model, not a curated record.